CGGCCGCCGGGCGGGAGCAGGGCGAGAGGAGCCGCAGCUCCGCGCCGCCGCUGCGCUCGGGGGCCCUGAACCCGCCCGGCUGCCGCUUCCUGCCGCUCUUCCUCUGCGGUGAGGAGGGCGCACCGGGCGUCAGAGCCGAGAGGGCCAGGCAGGGUCGCGCGCAUGGCCUCGGCGGGCGCGCGGCGGCUCCCGGCCGGGACGCGCGCGGCGGCCCAGCGCUGCUGCGGCCUCCCGCUCCGCCCUCCGCGACCGCCGCGACCAAUGAGAUCUCUGAUGUCCUGCAGCCUCCUCUUGCCCCGGGCUGCACAGGUCUUGGCGACUGAGGCUGGCUUACCUCCCAAACGUUCCUUCAUGGGCUUUGCUGCCCCCUUCACCAACAAGCGAAAGGCUUACUCCGAGCGUAGGAUCAUGGGGUACUCAAUGCAGGAGAUGUAUGAGGUAGUGUCCAAUGUCCAGGAGUAUCGUGAGUUUGUGCCCUGGUGUAAGAAGUCUUUGGUGGUAUCCAGCCGCAAAGGUCACCUGAAGGCCCAGUUGGAGGUUGGCUUUCCACCUGUUGUGGAACGUUAUACCUCUGCUGUCUCCAUGGUCAAACCUCACAUGGUCAAGGCUGUUUGCACUGACGGCAAGCUCUUCAACCACUUAGAGACCAUUUGGCGAUUCAGCCCUGGUAUUCCUGCCUACCCCCGAACUUGCACUGUAGACUUUUCGAUUUCCUUUGAGUUUCGUUCUCUGCUGCACUCCAAGCUGGCCGCCAUGUUUUUUGAUGAGGUUGUCAAACAGAAUGUCGCUGCCUUUGAGCGCCGGGCAGCCACCAAGUUUGGUCCAGAAACAGCCGUCCCCCGUGAACUGAUGUUCCAUGAGGUGCACCAGACUUAAGGCAAAGGAGUAUUCCCUAGCCUCUCCUCUAC
Ceratotherium simum simum (southern white rhinoceros) is the source of this 908-nucleotide messenger RNA. RefSeq names its product coenzyme Q10A (gene COQ10A). Gene Ontology annotation, cellular component: mitochondrion. NCBI's taxonomy places the organism in Eukaryota, Metazoa, Chordata, Mammalia, Perissodactyla, Rhinocerotidae. Gene Ontology annotation, molecular function: ubiquinone binding. Gene Ontology annotation, biological process: cellular respiration. The record is from RefSeq and is a predicted model, not a curated record.